Molecule: messenger RNA, 8046 nt
Organism: Gambusia affinis (western mosquitofish)
Lineage: Eukaryota; Metazoa; Chordata; Actinopteri; Cyprinodontiformes; Poeciliidae
Gene: ptchd1
Product: patched domain containing 1
Exons: 4
Coding region: 3925-6852 (975 amino acids)
Biological process (GO): chemical synaptic transmission; cognition
Cellular component (GO): synapse; plasma membrane
Source: RefSeq, a predicted model, not a curated record
UGCCAAAUAAUAUCAAUCAGUCCCUCCAGAUUCUUGAGAAUUAUCAUGGAAAUUCACACAAAGUCAACAAAUCCCCAAAUCUUUUGUGCUUGUAAUUGGGAGUUUAUUGCAGAUUUUUCUCAAAAGUUGUCAAAAACAGUUGCUUCAUCCUUAAUUGAUGUCGGAUUAUAGUUCAUAAUCUAUACAGCAAGUAAUAAAAAGUCACAUUUACUGUCAUAAAUAAGCGCAAAUAUUUCUAAAUUAGUACCACAAAGACUUUGAUUUUUAUUGCAAAAACUCACAAAAAGUAUCACAAAAUCUUGUAGGGACUGAAAAGCUGUUAAAUGGUAUUUAAUUUUAAGGAUUCAUUGAUAGAAAAUGAAAGGCAUUUUAUUGUUGAUUCUAUGUUGCAUUGUAUUUUUGUGUUUGAUUUGAUGCUCUUUGAAAUGCCUUGCUGCUGAAAUGUGCUAUACAAAUAAAGUUUGGUUUGGUUUGAUAGUUUAACGGUUUCUGAACAGGUAUUAUCAGUACAUUCUGGCACAAACGGCCCUUUAAGAGUUUUCAUGAUGUUGGUUUGACCCAAAACAAAAAUGAGUUUGACACCCUGAUCUAGUGGAUGUUUUGGUGAACAAGUUGCAAUUUUAUGGUUUUCUAAAAAUAAUCUGACAUUUAGAGCAUCCAUCUUAAACUCAAUAUUAUGAAUUGAGUCAGCAACCAUUCCCAGAUUUGACGAAUAAGCAUAAAAAAACCUGUUACUUUGGCAGCUUGAAACUCUUAAACAUAAUCCGUCAUAAAGUAACGUGGCUCAUAUUUCACUUUUAUGGCUGAGUCGAGGUUUUCAUCUCAGCAAAAUUGUUCUCAUUUACAAGAGGAAGGUGGAACGACGACAUCCGAGCCACGGCUGCCCACCGUCACUGGUGAUGGAUGGGUGGAUAAAUAAUACAGAAGGAGGGAAAUAGAAAAUGAAAGGACAGACUCUUUAUUAAUGGAUGGCCUGUACCAAAACAGAUGGAUGGGGGGAUGGGAGGAAGAGGGUUUGGGGAAUUUGAAGAGAAACCUCGUGAUCUUUGCUUUUACCCAUGUAGCGCUCCUUGGUAAUAGACAGAAAAGAGGUCAUAAUGUUCAUGAAUGCCCAAAAAUUGACAGUUUUUCUGCAACCCAUUUGUCCAUUUAUGUGUCCAACCCAAAGAGGAUUCCCUCCUACUUUGACCUUAGGUGGAGGUAAAAGAGUUAUUCCUGAAGACUCUUUCCUCCGCCUUGCUCUCGCUCUGAUUUCUAUUAAUCAUUUAGCGACACUAAUUAGAACCUUUGUUAUCGCAGAUUGCCCUCAAGCCACUUAUAUCUCCACUGCCUUUCAUUUUCAGAUCCUGCUCUUCCUUCCUCCCCCGGGAGGCGUAAAUCAGUCAUUCCUUCACCACUCCGUCCUCCACGGACUGGUUAUAGGGAUUAAAGGCUAAUUGAGACUUAAUUGAAUAACAGAUUAGGACAUGUUCGUAUUGUACUCUUAUGUUUUUACUCAGGUUUUUGGAGAUAAUUAUUGUCGCUUCAUGUUGUUCCUGUCUGUUUUUAACUGUGGCUCAUUAUUAAAGAAGAUGGAUAUUUCUGAAGUGAUGUUCUUGUGUAAAAGUUUUGUCAUUUCAGCAACAAGGCAGUUCAAAGUGUUUCACAUGGUGGAACAUACAAUUAAACACAAAGCAAAAAACCCCAUUGUAUUAGAGUAAGAACAAAUAGAAGAAAUUAAUCUAUAUUGCACUUAUUAUUAGUUAAAGAAAGAUCUAAAAAGCCUUGAUUUAAAGGAUCUGUGUUUCAGUAGUUCUGAAGUUUUCUUGGAAGUUUGCUCCAAAUUAGAGGAGUGUAAAAACUAAAUGCUGCUUCUCUAUGUUUGGUUCUGGUUCUGAUUCUAGUUCAGGUGAACCAGAAGAUCUGAGUGGUUAAUACAACAACAGCAGAUCUUUAAUGUAUUUUGGUGCUAAGCUGUUCAGUGAUUUAUAAAGUAACAGAAGUAUUUUGAAGCAUAAUCUCUGAGCUACAUUACAAAAGUGAGCAAAACUUUGUCAGUAUUCCACUAAUGUCAGAAACAAAGGCAAUUUUGCAACUGUGUUGUUUCCAUUAAAUAUGAAAUGCAAUUAAAAUAAGUGAAUAAGUUUAUUCAUGUGAUAAGUCAUAAUCCUCCAAUUACUUCCUGUUAUGGUCUACUUUGUGGUUUCUGCCAGUGGCAACAUUCAAGUGUUUCCAUUGCAGUUUAUGCAAAAUAAACCAAUUUUGGUAUGGCCAAAAGAAAAAACACACCUCAUUCUAGCGCCAAAACGAGGUUUUUCAAAAUUGGCAUUUUCCCAUUAAGUGAAUUUACGUUCAAAAUGUAUAAUCAACCAAUUAUAUAGUCCAUGGAAACUCAACUAUUUUUUAAAUGCCAAUAAAGAUAAAGAAAUGCUUGAGUUUCUCUAGAUCUUGCUCGGACACUUUGUCUUCUGGUGAUAUAAAGCCAGCUUUGUAACCGUCUUUAUGUGUCUCUGAAUGUUCAGACCUGAUCUCAACUUUCUAGUAAGAACUGAAGUUGCCUCUAGAUUGUUUAUCUUUAGAUCCAAAGCUAAUCACUUCGCUUUUGUUUCUGUUCAGCUGGAGAAAGUUUUGGCACAUCCAUGCAUUUAUUUAUCUGUUAGCAUCUGUUCAGUGAUUGAAUUGAUUCAGAGACACCUGAUGACAUCAUAAUCAUAUUGUUACAAUCUGAGCUAGCGGGACCAUGUCGAUAUAAACGCAAUGUCACGCAGCCACCACAAGAGGCGCUCUAACUUCGAAUUAUCCACUUUGGUAAAUUGAAAAUAAAUUGAAUUUUAUAAGCUCACGACUGUUUAAAUUAAGAUUAGACAAUAAAUUAUUUUUGAUUUGGGUCUUGGUAGGAGAGGAAAGCCUAGACUUUGGGUAUUUUUUUCCCUACAAAUCGACUUUUUCACCAGGAUUUUGUGUGUAAUGAUACAUCAGUGUCCAAUGAGCUCCACAGGUAAUCGAUCAGAGAAGAGUGUGAACUCCAUAUCUCUUCUUCUUCUCUUUUUAUUAAACACCUCCAUGCUAUAAGCAGAUUGGGAGUCAGCAGGUGUGUGUGUGUGUGUGUGUUUUGACUUUAGGAGGGGGGAUGGGUGGCAUCACCGUUUCCAUAGAAACAACAUGUUGUAAAGAAAAAUGACUGUAAUUUGUAUGGUUUCCGUAGCAACAGACAACACAAAAUAGAAAGUUGUGCCAGGUUAGGAAAUAAACCCAUUUUUUUUUCCCAACACCAUGUUGGAUCUGAAUUGUUAGAUUUCUCCUGAUCUGCUAAGAAAUCCGACACAACAGUUUUAUUUGUGUCUCUGCAUCAGAGAGGGUGAAAAGCAGGAGGCGGAGCAGAAAGAGCAGCAAAGGAGCCCGAUCAAGAUCGGAUUUCUGGCUUAAAGGGCGUUAAUUAGCGGUGUCUGGCUGGGUGUGUGGGCUGGAGAUGCCACGAUGAAGGGGAAAUAAAAGGCACAAGGAGGAAGACACGCUGCAGAGGGAAUCCAGAUAGGGCUGAUCUGGGUUGCAUGCAGCCGGCGUCCUUUUCAUUGCGUGCACCGCAUCACUCACCGACCCGCACAUUCACCCAGCUGGACCACCCUUCAGACUGCGUGGUGACUUGAUGUUGCAGGGCGGAGCUGGAGCGUCUUAUCUGCAAGGUUGGUCCCCGCAACUGCGUGCAAAGUGAUUGUUUGGUGAGUUUUCUCGGAUCAUGAGGAGUUGCUGAGAUUUUUCUGUUGCGCACGCAGCCUGCAGAAGGCAUCAGUUUUGCUUCGUAACCGCAGCGGAUGAGAAAACUCCGCGAAAAGAGCGAGCAGAUUGGGAUUAUCCCCCGGCUGCUGACCUCCUGCUCCUGGGGAAGAUUUCUCCCCACGCCCGGCGCCUUCUCCUCUUACCCACCGAUGCGUCCGGCGGCCCCUGAUGCUCGGCGGCGCUCCGGGGCUUUCCGGUCGGUGGGAGAGGCUCGAGCCGCGGCCGCGCGCCGGUAGGAUGCUGCGCCAGGUGUUGCACGCGGGACUGAGGACGUCAUUCCACGCGGUGGGCCGGUUCGUGGCCGGUCACGCGGUGUUCUUCGCCUCGGCGCCCGUUCUGCUGGCCAUCCUGCUGGGGGCCAGCUUCAGCCGCUACCGCGUGGAGGGGGACGUGGAGAGCCUGCUGGCGCCCAAGCACAGCCUGGCCAAGAUCGAGGGCAACCUGGUGGAGAGCCUGUUCCCCGUGAACCGAUCCAAGCACGCGCUCUAUUCCGACCUGCAGACACCUGGACGCUACGGGCGAGUGAUCGUCACAGCCCGAAGGGGCAGCGUGCUGGACCCGGUUCACCUGGAGACCAUUCUACAGCUCCACAGGCGGAUCUACCAGAUGCAGGUGACGGUCCCGGCUACGACGGUGGGCUCAAGCGGCUUCAACUACUCCUUCUCCUACCUCUGUCUCCCCGACGACAAGAACGUCUGCAUCGUGGACGACAUAAUCCGGGCCAUGGAGGAGAUCCAGUCAGCCCGGACUUCCAACCGAAGCGUCCCGGUUCUGCACUACCCCAUCACACAGCUUGCGGACGGAAGGCAAGCGUACAUCGGGCACCAGCUGGGCGGCGUGCAGGGCUGGGGACACGGCGGGGCGGUGCGACCCCAAGGGACGGGAGCCAAAGGGGAAGGCGCCCGUUCUGCAAAAGCGGUGCAGCUCACCUACUACCUCCAAUCCCGAAGCGGGCUGAUGGAUCGGGUGGCGGGUCGGUGGGAGAACGCCUUCUGUGCCGAGCUGAAGCUCUUUGGAGCGUCGCAUCCCAAACUGGGGCUUUAUCCCUCCACGUCUUCCUCGCUGCGGACUGACUUCCAGUUCUCCUCCGUGCUGGCACGGCGCCCCCUGCUGGCGAGUUUGGGAGUGUGCGGGGUGCUGGCCAUCCUCUGUUGCUCCAUGAGGGACUGUGUGAGGUCCAAACCGUGGCUGGGUAUGCUGGCUCUGCUGUCCGUGGCUCUGUCAGGGCUCACUGCUGCUGGUAUCCUGAACCUGACCGGAGCUACAUACAACUCCACUUACCUGGGAAUCCCCUUCGUCAUGCUAGGCCACGGUCUCUUCGGCUCCUUUGAGAUGUUGUCAUCAUGGAGGCGAACGCGGGAGGAUCAGCACGUAAAAGAGCGCGUGGCAAGCGUCUUUGAGGAUGUCAUGCUGCGUUUCUCCGGCUCCACCAUGAUCCAUCUGAUGACGUUGGGUCUGGCUGCCUCGCCGCUCACCAACAUGGAGGCCGUCCGCCUCUUCUGCCGCACCGCUGCCCUCGCCAUCACCAUCAGCUACAUCUACAUGUUAUCCUUUUACAGUUCCUGCCUGGUGUUUACAGGCUACUUGGAGACGAGGUAUAGACAUGGCUGCUUCUGUCGGCGAGUACCAAAGCCAGACCGGCUGGAUUCGAAACCAGCUUGGUACCGGUGUUUGAUGUACACCCGUUACCAAGAUGAGACUCAAUCAACCAACCCGCUUCAUGGAGUUGGUCAGAAUCAUAUGUCAAAUCCUAACGUAACUCACGUGGCAAACAGUUCUGGUGUUCAUGGACACAUGGCUAACUCCAUACAAACGCACUCGCCCCAUCACACUCAUUCAACAACAAACGCAGAUCCUCACCCUCAGGACUGCCAUCUUUUGCUGGGAUGUGUUCGGCAUUGCUAUGGAGACUGGAUCACCAACACUUACGUCAAACCCUUCGUAGUUUUACUCUAUCUGGUUUACAUCUCCUUUGGAUUGAUGGGCUUUCUUCAGGUGACCCAGGGUUCUGAUCCCAGUGCACUGGUUGCCACGGAUACAGCAACAGUGUUGUACACACGUGCGCAGCAUCGGUACUUCAGCUCUUACUCGCCAGUGAUUGGAUUCUAUAUCUAUGAAAGCGCCCCCUACUGGAACGCCUCGGUGCAGCGGGACCUGCUGGAGUACGCCAAAGGCUUCCAGAGGAUCAGCUGGCUGGAGGCGUACCUGAGCUACCUGUCCGACCGCAACCAGUCCACCAGCCAGCCUCGCGAGAACUUCACCCGCACACUGCGCCACUCCUUCCUUCACGAACCGCAGUUCGCCCACUUCGCAGACGACAUCAUCUUCGCAGAGCGCGGACAAGGGGAGGAGCCAGACGUGGCGGCCUCGCGUAUCUUCUUGGUCGCCAAGACAACGGAGAACAAGCGGGAGGAGAUGUCGGUUCUGCUGGACACUCUGCGCCGUCUGUCUCUCACCUCUCGGGUUCGCUUCCUGAUAUUCAACCCCUCCUUUGUGUACUUGGACCGGUACGCGACGGCGGUCAGCUCCCCCCUCAGACACUCACUGCUGGCGGUGCUCUUCCUGUUGGGUCUGUCCUCUCUGGUUGUUGUGGAGCCGCUGGUCUCCCUGUGGCUUGGACUCACCCUUCUCUCUGUCCAGUUUGGGGUUCUGGGCUUCAUGACUUUGUGGGGCGUGGAGAUGGACUGCGUCUCGGUACUGUGCCUGAUCACGGCUUUGGGUCACUCGGCGGACUCCAGCGGCCCCCUCCUCUGUGGCUUCGCCUCGGGCCGCGGUGAAAGCAGGACUCGCUGGGUUCGCUUGGUGUUAGAGCGACACGGCAUUCCCUCCCUACAGACGCUUGUGUGCUACAGCGCCGCCCUGGUGCCCCUCUGCGCUGUGCGCUCCAACCUCACUCACACACUCUUUCGCUGCCUCACUCUGACGGCCGGGUGCUCGGCCCUGCACACACUGGCCUUCCUGCCCACCCUCCUCACCUUCCUCCCUCCCUCCAAGAGCAGGAACCAUCGGCCAGGAAGAGAGGGCCAGAGGCAGGAAGUGGAGUGUGUUGAAAUGAAUGACAGCACCAGAGUAGUGGACCAGAUCACCACUGUUUGAGCAUGUAGAAGUUGAAAGAUUAGCAAAAGGGGCAGUAUUAUGUAAAAUCACCUUUUUUUAGCUUUACAUCAGGUUAUGAUGUCAUUCCCUCAUCACAAACAUACCUGGAUUGUUGCCUUGAUUCUUUAAUGCAUGUUUGAGAAAUCCUCUAAUCUCCAUGGAAACCAUUCUGCUGUUCAAAACACCUGAUUGGACAUAGCCCCCCCACCCCCUCAAGGUGCAUCUCCUCCCCCACUCAACUCCUUCAGACUAGCCUGCAGCAAUUAGCAAACACCUGGUGGAAAUGCAUAUCUGGUGGAGCUACUUUUUGAUGCAACGCUGGUAAAAACAUUGUUAGAGGAUUUAUAGAGGAGCCAUAUUGUGAUAACUUCUUGAAAGCCAAGUUUCAGAAAGAGCAGAAGUUUCUUAAAGAGACAGAAGCCCAAUUUCAAGGCGCUAAAUUAGGAAAUCUAAUUUCUCUGAAGUCAUACAGCAUUUUGAAGCUAACGUGGUUACUUGACUGUGCUACAAAAUGGCACUAAAAUACAUAAUACUGCCUCUUUAACCAGGAAAAAUCUGAACUGUAGACCAUAAGGAGGAGAAAGGCAGGCCCUGGAUGAAAUGUUUAUUGGUGGGGCGAUGCGGCAUGUAAAUCAGUUUUCUCCCAAUCACAGGAUCGAAAAUGUGCCUGGAUGUAAACACUUUUCACUUUAGAACUUGCUUUAGAUUUGACCCUUUACUGCCUACUGCUGUAUUGACUUUCUGUUUGGCAUAUCAUGUUGCACAAUUUCAGCUUGGAUGACCUGAGGUAAUCCUCUGUAUUACUUAGUAUUUCUACUUUAAUGCUGGACAAAUAAAGUCAGAAUAACAGACCGUAAUGUUUGUGUUUGCCUCUUUUGCAUUUAGAAAUGCUUCAACUCUUGUUUCAACUGAUAGCUGCACAAAGAAACUUUAUUGAAUUGGCAGCUUUGUUGAUCAGAUGAUACUUUGUGGGCACUAAUGUAUUUCUGAUUUUUAUUAUAACAUUGGAAAGAAAACACUAAAUUUUCUCAGAAUAUAAUUUAAGAUUUUUUAGUAUUUUUUGUCUAACUUGACAUAAAAACCAACAUGCAGGUUAUUUUUCUAACUCAAAACAGUGAUUACUUCUAGUAUUACUUAUUUCCUGAUUGUAAAAUUAUUUUUGUACUUGUGAAAGUGUGGCAUUAUGAAAGUGAG